Punica granatum (pomegranate) is the source of this 2117-nucleotide messenger RNA. NCBI's taxonomy places the organism in Eukaryota, Viridiplantae, Streptophyta, Magnoliopsida, Myrtales, Lythraceae. The record is from RefSeq and is a predicted model, not a curated record.
CAAUGGCGCUCCGCUCCCGAAUUUCUUCCUUACACGUCCUCGCCCUCUCCUUCACUGCACGCUUCUGCUCCCCAACUCCUCCGCAAGCCAGCUCUCGCUGUCUCCACCGCGUUAAAUUUCACCUUCUCGUGCGCGAAUCUGCGAGGCACGCGCAUUUGCGACCUGUCGUUUGGCUUCUGCGGAAACCGACGAGCGCAGGUGGAAACGGAGAGGUAUUUUGGUUUGGCAGCUAGCAGAUCGAGCAGCUCCGUCGAUGAGCUGAGCCGAAACCGCGUGGAGAGAUUUUUCAGUUCCACUUUUAGUCGUCUUCAAAAUCUGCUUCCGUUUUCCCGAGUUUGCUGUUCUUCGUGUUUUUUACUGCGGCUGAUCCUGAGUGAGCGUAGGAUGACGGCUGUUGUGAUUCAAUUGCUAUAGACUGGAGAGCUGAGUGAUGAGUAUUGAGAUAAUCUAGACGAAGGAGAUGAAAGACGAAUCGUCGGGGCUGAUCAUCGGGCUUUCCGUUGGAGUUGUGAUCGGGGUGCUCUUAGCUAUCGUGGCACUUCUUUGCUUUAGGUACCAGAGGAAGCGGUCUCAGAUAGGAAACAGCAGUUCGAGGAGGGCGGCCGCUAUCCCCAUCCGUGCAAAUGGUGCUGAUUCGUGUACUAUACUAUCGGACUCCACAAUUGGGCCAGAAUCACCUGUAAAAUCUGGCCGGAAUGGCAUGUCGAUGUGGUUGGAUGGAUUUAGGAGGAGCAACGUGGUCUCUGUCUCUGGAAUACCGGAGUACUCCUACAGGGAUCUGCAGAAAGCAACCUGCAAUUUUACAACAGUUAUAGGACAAGGAGCAUUUGGUCCUGUAUAUAAAGCUCAGAUGUCAACGGGGGAGAUAGUUGCUGUUAAAGUGCUUGCAACUGAUUCUAAGCAAGGGGAGAAAGAAUUUCAGACAGAGGUUAUGCUAUUAGGAAGGUUACAUCAUAGGAACCUCGUGAAUUUGGUUGGAUAUUGUGCUGAAAAGGGCCAGCACAUGCUAAUAUAUGUCUACAUGAGCAAAGGAAGCUUAGCUUCUCAUUUAUAUAGCGAAAACAAGGAACCAUUGAACUGGGAUUUACGGGUGUAUAUUGCUUUAGAUGUGGCAAGGGGCUUGGAGUAUCUUCAUGAUGGAGCAGUUCCUCCUGUAAUACACCGAGAUAUAAAAUCAUCCAACAUUCUAUUGGACAAUUCCAUGAGAGCAAGGGUUGCUGAUUUUGGGCUCUCAAGAGAGGAGAUGGUUGACAAACAUGCAGCUAACGUAAGGGGUACCUUUGGAUACCUGGAUCCUGAAUACGUAUCUACAAGGGCUUUUACCAAGAAAAGUGAUGUUUACAGUUUCGGGGUUCUACUCUUCGAACUUAUAGCUGGCAGAACUCCUCAGCAGGGUCUCUUGGAAUAUGUCGAACUGGCCGCCAUGAACAGUGAGGGCAAAGUCGGGUGGGAGGAGAUCGUGGACUCUCGACUCGAAGGGGUAUUCGAUGUGCAAGAGCUCAAUGAGGUGGCAGCUCUUGCAUACAAAUGCAUCAAUCGCUUGCCUCGAAGACGGCCUUCUAUGAGAGACAUUGUCCAAGUCCUGACCCGGAUCUUGAAAUUGAGACACAGCAGGAAGAAGAACCAGGGCCACCACGAGAAAUCGCUAUCUGCAGCAACAGCAGAGGAGGUCUCGAUCGAUGUGGACCAAUUAGAUGGCAAGGGGACCCCGAUCUCUAACCCCCACAGGAGAGAGGAGUCCAUGGACAGCACAGCAGACACAUUUGACGUUUGAACUUCCAAGUGAUAGUAUCGCUUUCGCCAUUUGUUCAUUUAUUUUCCUUUUGGUUUCAAGCCCUUUUGGCUCUUUCUUCUUUUUGUGUUUUCGGUUUUGUGUUCUGUGAGGUGUAUACAAGUUGAUGAAAAUGAAGAAGAUAGGAAAGGCAGGCGGGUCUGCCGAAACUGCUGAAAUAUUUUGGCUUUAUAGGAUCGGUUGUUGCGGGCAACCGGGGAAUGUGACAUAGUUUGUCCAGCUUUGUUCUUUCCUCUUCAUCCCUUAACAAACAUCAGAUACUGUACAUUAUCCAGUCAGAACUGUGCAAUCCAAUUACUUGUCAAAUGUACUGCAAAUUCUUGUU